Messenger RNA from Cebus imitator (Panamanian white-faced capuchin), 1492 nucleotides. It is a transcript of the gene TLCD3B, whose product is annotated as TLC domain containing 3B. Gene Ontology annotation, biological process: lipid homeostasis; ceramide biosynthetic process. Gene Ontology annotation, molecular function: sphingosine N-acyltransferase activity. Gene Ontology annotation, cellular component: membrane; endoplasmic reticulum. Lineage: Eukaryota; Metazoa; Chordata; Mammalia; Primates; Cebidae. The record is from RefSeq and is a predicted model, not a curated record. Bases 437 to 1261 code for a protein of 274 amino acids. The transcript has 5 exons.
CACCCCCUCCCCGCCUCCUCGGGCCCUCCCAGCCUCUCACGUAAGCCUCCCCUCCCCACCUGCCUGGUGGUUCCCUCCCCUCCCCCAUCUGCACCCUCCUCCUCCUGUCCCCUCUUCCUCUGUCCCUCAGCAAGCUGUCCCCUCCUCGCCUCUCCCCAUCCCUCACUGGCCUGCUCCUGCUCCCCUUCUCCCAUCCUCCCUUCCCCCCGUCUCUGUUCAGCCGGCCCCUUCCGGACUCCCCAGUGUCAUCGGACUCCCUUCUCGGCUCUGGUGCCCUGGCCCCAUCCCGUCCCCGCCCUGUCCCCUUUGUGCCCCUACCCGUUGUUUUCUCCGUCCUUCCUGGGCUUGGCGUCCCUUCUCCACCCCUAACUCCUUCCGCUUGGCCUUCCUGCCCCUUCACGGCCCACCUGCCUCCCUGCCCAAGUCCUGAUCCACCAUGCUGACCCCGAUGGUGGCCGGGGGGGUGGUGUUCCCCGGACUCUUCCUCCUCUCCAAGAGCACGCUCCAGAGGCUGCCCCAGCUGCGCUGGGAGGAGGCCGACGCGGUCAUUGUCUCAGCCAGGCUGGUGUCCUCUGUCCAGGCCAUCAUGGCUUCCACCGCCGGCUACAUCGUCUCCACCUCCUGCAAGCACAUCAUCGAUGACCAACACUGGCUGUCCUCUGCCUACACGCAGUUUGCUGUGCCCUACUUCAUCUAUGACAUCUACGCCAUGUUCCUCUGUCACUGGCACAAGCACCAGGUGAAAGGGCAUGGAGGGGACGACGGCGCGGCCAGAGCUCCGGGCAGCACAUGGGCCAUCGCGCGCGGCUACCUGCACAAGGAGUUCCUCAUGGUGCUCCACCACGCCGCCAUGGUGCUGGUGUGCUUCCCGCUGUCGGUGGUGUGGCGACAGGGGAAGGGAGACUUCUUUCUGGGCUGCAUGUUGAUGGCAGAGGUCAGCACGCCCUUCGUCUGCCUUGGCAAGAUCCUCAUCCAGUACAAGCAGCAGCACACGCUGCUGCACAAGGUCAACGGGGCCCUGAUGCUGCUCAGCUUCCUGUGCUGCCGGGUGCUGCUCUUCCCCUACCUGUACUGGGCCUACGGGCGCCACGCCGGCCUGCCCCUGCUGGCCGUGCCCCUGGCCAUCCCAGCCCAUGUCAACCUGGGCGCCGCGCUGCUCCUGGCACCUCAGCUCUACUGGUUCUUCCUCAUCUGCCGCGGGGCCUGCCGGCUCUUCUGGCCCCGCUCCCGGCCGCCCCCGGCCUUCCAGACCCAGGACUGAGGACCUUCCCCCUCCCCACCCUCAGCCCCACGGGGACAGGGCUCUAGGGCUCUGGGGCUGCUGGCGGGGUGUGGGAGCCAGGGCCCUCUCUUGUCCGGAGAGCCCCAGGACUGAUGAAGAGCCCGAAAGGGAAGAGGCGCCAUCUCUCAGGGGCUGAGGGCAGGAGACAGGGGACCUCUUCUCCCCACCGUGCCCACUUCCUGCACACCACUGCGCUGGAGGAGGGGUGGG